Molecule: messenger RNA, 312 nt
Organism: Vespa mandarinia (Asian giant hornet)
Lineage: Eukaryota; Metazoa; Arthropoda; Insecta; Hymenoptera; Vespidae
Gene: rtp
Product: MORN repeat-containing protein retinophilin
Biological process (GO): response to axon injury
Cellular component (GO): cell projection
Source: RefSeq, a predicted model, not a curated record
AUGGGUGAUGGUGUGGCUAAGACAGGUGCAUACAAAUAUGAUGAUGGGACAAAAUAUAUUGGAGAUUGGAAUAAUAGAGGAUUGAAACAUGGUGCUGGUUCUUUACUUCUUCCUGAUGGUACACGAUACGAUGGUGCCUUUCAAAAUGGCCUUUGUUCUGGUUUAGGCAUUAUUAUAUUUCCCGAUGGAGCAAAAUACGAAGGUGAAUUUAUGCAGGGUUGGUUUCACGGACAUGGAGUAUUUUGGAGAGCUGAUGGAAUGAAGUUUGAAGGAGAAUUUCGCGGUGGAAGAGUAUGGGGCUUAGGUUUGUAA